CGCACACGAAGGCUACAACGCAAUGGCAAGAUGGCGGCGACCGAGAGAAAAGCCGCGGAAGACAGUGAACACACUUCCGGCCCCGCCCCCUGGCCACGGCGCACUUCCCACCCCGCCCCGAGGGCAGGGCGGCGCGCUGUGCCGUUGCCAUGGCAGCGGCCUGGGCGCGCAGCUAAGGGUUUCAAGGGAUCCUAGGAGCCGCAGGCGCUCUGGGCGAAGUUUUGUGAGCCGGCCAGACACAGAGCUGAGGCUGCGACGCCGGAGACAGGGAUGGGAGGGCCGCUUGCGGCCAGCCCUACACCUGAACCAGGAAGCCCAGAGCCAGAAAGCCAGGCAGCGGCACGAGCCCCAGACCUCAGAGCCGAGUCCAAGAGGUGGACAUAGUCGGUCACUCCAGCUUCAUGGGCAGACAUCUGUGAGAGCCCCAGGAGCCGUGGGGAUGGCACACCUGCUAGGCAGCCAGGCCUGCAUGGACAGCCUGCGCAAGGACCUCACCGACCUGCAGGGCACCAUUGUGGAAGUGUUCUCCCGGGCUGGGCCUGUGCGUUUCCCAUCCUGGAAGUUCCCUGACCGUUUGGCCUGUGAUCUUGAUAUGGUGGCCCUCCUGGAGCACUACGACCAUGUGCCAGGUGACCCUGAGUUCACACAGUUGUCCCACGCUGUGCUGCUGGAGCUGGUCAUUGACAGGCUCCUGCUGCUGCUUCAGAGCUGUGCCAGCUACCUGGAAAACCUCAGUUUGGAGCAGAUGAUGCCUCCUACCCGAGCAGCAGGGCCAUGCAUGUCUGUGGGGCUCACAGUACGCCGCUUCUGGAGCAACCUGCUGAGGCUGGGCAUGCUCUACCAGCAGGCAGUCCCCCAGAAAAGAGCAAACCAAGGGGAGAUUCCUAUCGCCAAGCCCACGGCCAAGGGUGAACCAGCCAGGAGCCCCGAAGGCAUGACUGCCAAGUUCAUCAAGCCUCCUUCCCCAGUGGCAGGCUUGCCCAUGAUCUGCCAAGGGCUACAGAGCAUCCCUGUCAGAGUCUCCCUGCGGGGCCCGGCGGGGACCUCGGAGAAAACCAAGAGCGUCCACUCUCAGACCAUCGAGACAGCCUUGGUGCCCUGUGAUGCUUGCACCAGUGUCCAGGGCAGCUUGUGGGAGGUGGGCAAGGUGGUCAUCAGCCUGUGUCAGAGCCAAAACUUGCCUUCGUCCUUGGGCCAGUUCCAGAAGCUGGUGCAGGACAGCAUGGGGCUGAAACCACUGCCGGCCGCCACCGUGGGCCACUGGGCAGCAGAGCAGAGCAAAGAUCUGACUCGGCUCAGUAAGCACGUGGGGGCCCUCACCCAGCUUGUCGGGCCCCUCAGGACCCAGCUGGAAGAGGCUGAGGGGCAGAAGGAUGGACUACGGAAGCAGGUGGGCAGGCUGGAGCAGGCCCUGCAGCAGGAGAAAGGAGAGCGGCAGCGGCAGACAGAGGAGGCCGAGUGGAGCCUGGCCAAGUGCGAGCAGGACAGGCGCCAGCUGCUCACAGAAACGUGUGACCUAAAGACAAAGGUGGCCAUUCUGGAGGGAGACCUGAAGCAGCAGCAGAAGUCCAUGCAGGCCAUGGCGGCAAAGGCCCAGCGGCUGGAGGAGGAAGGUGAGCGCAGGGCGGCCGCUGAGAAGCAAGUGCAGCAGCUGGAGGAGCAAGUGCAGCUGCUGGCAGGGCGGCUGGAUGGAGCUGGCAAGCAGAUCCGCUGGGCCAGCACAGAGCUGGACAAGGAGAAGGCCCGAGUCGACAGCAUGGUCCGUCAUCAGGAGUCCCUGCAGGCCAAGCAGAGGACCCUGCUCCAGCAGCUGGACAGUCUGGACCAGGAGCGGGAAGAGCUGCGGGGAAGUCUGGAUGAGGCCGAGGUCCAGCGGGCGGAGUUGGAGGAGCAGCUGAAGAACCUCCAGAGCAACCGGGAACAGGGACAGUGCCAGCUGCAGGCCCAGCAGGAGCUGCUGCGGAGCCUGCAGCAGGAGAAGCAGGACCUGGAGCAGGAAACUACAGACCUGAGGCUGACCAUCUCCGAGCUGCGACGGGAGCUAGAGGAGCUAAAGGAGCGGGAACGACUGCUGGUGGCCUUCCCAGACCUGCACCAGCCCACGGAGGCCCAGACCCACAGUUCUAGCAAUGUCACCCAUGACAUGGAGAGGCAGAUGCAAGCCAAUGAUAUCCGCAUCCAGGUCCUACAGGAAGAGAACAGGCGGUUCCAGUCCAUGCUGACCAAAAUCCAAGAGGUGGCCCAACAGGGAGGCCUCAAAAUGAUCCCGCAGGGCCAGCUCUGGCCCCCUCCCUACAAGGACACCCAGGGAGAGAUAACCUCAGCCCAGGCACAGAGUACAUCCCCAGGGCCCAUGGGCAGACGGCAGUUUUCUGGAAGCCGGACAAGCAGUACAGGCAGAACCCAUCCAGGCGGGCCCCGAGCAUCCCCCUCUCGGCAGCCCAGCAGCUGGCCCAGCAAAGCCUCUUUGGAAGACAGAACCUAUUCAGCCAACUGCACCCAGAACCCCAUCCGGGCCUUGGCCAGGCUCAGGAGGAAACUCUCACCGAACCGAGUUCAGGCUGGCUCUACAUAUCAGCCCCAGGAGCGGCCCACAUAACCAGGGGUAGGGCUGGAGGGCAGGUGGCUAGCAAUCUCCCAUGGAAUAAAAGCCCCAGCCAUCUGCCCACAGCGAUCUUGGCCUCAGCGUGGCUGAGCUGGGGGAACAGAC
This is a messenger RNA of Peromyscus leucopus (white-footed mouse), 2710 nucleotides long. It is a transcript of the gene Ccdc157, whose product is annotated as coiled-coil domain containing 157. The coding region runs from base 23 to 2599 and encodes 858 amino acids. Lineage: Eukaryota; Metazoa; Chordata; Mammalia; Rodentia; Cricetidae. The transcript has 12 exons. The record is from RefSeq and is a predicted model, not a curated record.